Seminavis robusta is the source of this 1410-nucleotide messenger RNA. Lineage: Eukaryota; Bacillariophyta; Bacillariophyceae; Naviculales; Naviculaceae. The record is from the annotation of a GenBank genome assembly.
AUGGACGCCGAACAGAUCCGUCAACUCGUCGAGACGGCAGUGGCAAAUGCGGUAGCAGCCACGUUGCAGAACCAAAACGUCCUUGAUGCUCUGCGCCCACCGCAACCGGUGCCUCCGCCACCGCCUCCUCCAGUCGCAUUCGCAAUCAACCCAGCUGGAGCCGGAAAUCAACCAUGGGAUUUUACGUCAGCGACGGGAUUGAAGAUCUUUAUCGCGUCGACUACACCUUUCAAGAUUCUCUACGACGGAAAUCAAACUGGACUUCGGGACUUCUUGCGAAAGAUCUUUCAACGUGCCGAAUCAUACGGAUGGACCACCAUCUUGAUGAUCAACAAUUCACAAGGAGUGAGCAAGAACAUCACCACGCAACAUGGAAGUUUGACUGUGGCAAACGUGAGAGCUCACGCGAUAACUUACUUGAGACAGCAACAGCGAGAGCAUCAAGCCUCGGCAUGUCUGCGCAAACUCAUUGCGUCGAUCACUCCGAAGCUGGCCAAUCGACUCACAACACGUGUUGACAACUACCUUGUAAACAUAGCCCAGCCAGCUGCAGACGGUGCUCCAGAGCCAGACCCCAUCAUCAAGGAAGACGGGACGUGUAUGCUUUUCGAGCUCAUUAGGAUGGUAUCUGUCGAAACUAAAGCAACCGUAUCGGUCCUCAACAAGAAACUGAUGAACCUUGACUCAAUCAUGGAGAAGGCCAAGUCCAACAUCGAAGACUUCAACUUCAUCGUCGAGGACCUGAUUGAUCAACUGGAGUCACGCAGUGUGGAACCACCACCAAUGCUGCUCAGCCUGUUCGAUGGAUAUGCGAACUACGCCGAUGUGGCAUUCGUCAAGUACAUGGCUCGGAAACAAGAUGCAUAUGAGGAUGGUUCUCUUGAGCUUCAGUACGAGACCCUGAUGCACAUCGCUCUUGAGAAGUACAAAGCGAUGAUCAACAAGGACAGUUGGAUGAAGAAGUCAGACGAACAGCUCGUGAUCAUCGCUCUGAGGUCCAAGAUGGAAGACGACAAGCUCGAGAUCAUCGCCCUCAAGUCAAAGGUCAACAUGAUCCACAAGCCAGACUCCAAGCAAGCUUCCGACAAAGGAGCGGCGAAGAAGGACGAUAGGCAGUCCAGGUACGCCGACAAGUAUGCCUGGAAGAUGGUGGAACCAAAGCAGGGCGAGCCACAUGAGAAGACAGUCAAUGGAAAGACGUACAUUUACUGUCCGUACCAUGAUACAACAAAGUGGGUCCUCAGAGUCAAUGACAAAGGAAUCGACCACAAGACUGGAUGCACCAAAAAGAAAGAAGCCAUUGCGGCUGGACAGGAGCAGGCAGGAGGGUCUGCGGCUCACGCCUUGGCCAACGCCUUGGCCAACACGAUGAACGGCGUGGGAACAGCCACCGUGGAUGACAACCCCUGA